Oreochromis aureus is the source of this 767-nucleotide messenger RNA. Its product is annotated as G2/M phase-specific E3 ubiquitin-protein ligase-like. The record is from RefSeq and is a predicted model, not a curated record. Lineage: Eukaryota; Metazoa; Chordata; Actinopteri; Cichliformes; Cichlidae. The transcript has 5 exons. Bases 129 to 584 code for a protein of 151 amino acids.
CGGACAAGGAGUAAUACGUUUUUUCUUAUCAACAUGCAUGGAGAAGCUGAUGUCUGGUUUUUGCAUCAAUUUUGGGAGAGCCAGGCCAUUACAUACCAUCAGCAUCUCACUUUCUUGUGGAGAGUGAUAUGUUCCUUAUGGCAGGGAGGAUGGUAGGGCACUCCUUUCUUCAUGGAGGCCCAUGCCUAUCUGGACUUAGCCCAGCCGUUGUGCACGUCCUACUUGGUGGUAGUCCUGAAACUGCCACAGUUACACCCGAGGACUGUCCAGACCUAGACCUGAGAGGGCCAAUUCAGCUUCUUGAAGGGCAAUCCAAGCUGUCGGAUGAAGAGCGAAAACGUGUUCAGGAUCUGGCAUAUGCAUGGGACCUCCCUCCCUUGACAGAGAACAACAGGAGAUGGCUGUUUGAGAAAUUAUUACUCCAUUCUGUCAUUGGAAGAGUGACGAGGUCAAUAAAACAGCUGAGAAGGGGACUUAAAGAAAUCCCUAUGUGGACCCUGCUGACCCAGCGACCUGACACGGUGCCCUUACUCUUUCCACAAGAGUUGGCUGCUGUGAACCCUGAGCAACACCAUGUGAGCUGAAAAAUCUCCUAAAAUUCUGGACUGGAUGGGAGAUUGUGCCAAAAAGUCUCACAGUGGAGCUAGUAGAUGGCAGACAUCCAACUGCUGCCACCUGCUAUGAGACCUUGCGCAUUCCAUACCACUACAAGGACUAUUUAACUUUUAAGGAAGACCUCAUUGCCUGCUCUGAAACCUGCCACUCAG